GCUGUCUGUCUCUCAGAGAACUGAAAGAACACACACUUCCAGCUCCUUCCCUCCCUCCUCCCUCUCUCCAACAAACAAGAGUGUGUAGUAUAGUUGUGAAUUGUGAUAUGGUGUAGAAGGUGUCUGUCUCUGUAGUCUGUACGUACUGCAAUUUGUUGAUCUCGCUAGCGCCGUAGCGCGUGUGGCUUAAUUGUGGUGCAUGCAUGCGUGUGUGCAUGCAAGGUUAAUUGCUUGCUGUCAUCAGCUGGAUCCAUGUCGGGAGGCAGCAGCAGCCUCUCUUCUGUGAGCAACACGCCUAGGGAGGUGGAGGAGAAGUUCUUGCAGUACCACAUCCAGCCGCUCCUCGGUGGCCCGAUGGAGAUGCAAAACGGCGGCGGCGGCGGCGACCUACAGCACGUCAUCGGCGGCCCCUCGGAGCCGCUGCCGCCUGCACCGCCGCCGCCGACUGUGAAGAAGAAAAGAAGCCUUCCGGGGACACCAGACCCGAGCGCGGAGGUGAUCGCGCUGUCGCCGCGGACGCUGAUGGCGACGAACCGGUUCGUGUGCGAGAUCUGCCACAAGGGUUUCCAGCGGGACCAGAACCUGCAGCUGCACCGGCGCGGGCACAACCUGCCGUGGAAGCUGCGGCAGCGCGGCGGAGCCGGCGCGGACGGCCCUGGAGGCGGUCCGCCGAGGAAGCGGGUGUACGUGUGCCCGGAGGCGUCGUGCGUGCACCACAACCCGGCGCGCGCGCUGGGGGACCUGACGGGGAUCAAGAAGCACUACUGCCGGAAGCACGGCGAGAAGAAGUGGAAGUGCGAGCGCUGCGCCAAGCGCUACGCCGUGCACUCCGACUGGAAGGCGCACGCCAAGGUCUGCGGCACCCGCGAGUACAAGUGCGACUGCGGCACCGUCUUCUCCAGGCGAGACAGCUUCGUAACGCACAGGGCAUUCUGCGACGCCCUAGCCCAGGAGAACAACAAGCUAUCCCAGCCCAUGAACAUGGCGACGGUGGCCUCUGCCCUCCAGGGUCAAGCCGCACCCCACCACCUGGCGCCGCCAUCGUCGUCGUCCCAGCCCGAAGACGACCUCGACGCCGCCGCCGGCGAGGACAACGACGACGACUUCGCCCUCGACACCAAGAGCCCGAAGCUGAGGAUGCUCCCCACCAUGUCAGACGCCGACGCCACCGCCGCCAACCAGCUGCUCCUGCCGCCGCUGAGCAUGGCCGGGUGCAUGCUCUCCAGCCUGCAGCACGGCGCCGCGAGGCCCGCGCCGCCGACACCGCCGUCGCCGGCAACCUUCUUCAGCGGCGUAAAGGCAGGGCUCGACGGUCCCAGCAGCAGCUGCGACCCCAGCAUGGGCGGCGCCUUCUCCCCGCCGGGCGCCUCGGCGAGCAUGUCGGCCACGGCGCUGCUGCAGAAGGCCGCGGAGAUGGGCGCUACCGCGGGCGGGUACGGCGUGGGCGCGGGCUUCUCCACCGUCGGAUUCGGGCCCAUGAUAGGUGGGCCUCCCGUUAUGGGCCCGUUUGGGCCUCUAAAGACUCCUGCGGUGCUGGAGCCGUUCGAUGGGCUGCCGUUCGGCCAGACGCAUCUGGUGGGCCUCGACGUGGGCAGGCUCUUGCCCGGCCAGCACUUCUACGGCAGCAGCCAUGGCCAUGGCCAUGGGGUCGGCUCCAUGACCAGGGCCAUCGGAUCGCUGAUGCACGGCGGCCAGCAGAUGGAUCACCGGCGGCCGGACGACGUCCGCGUCGUGGAUUACCUCGGCGUCGACGACCAGAGGAGCUGCUUCAGUGGUGUGAGCCCCUUUGGGCCCGACUUAGGCCCAUGGUCCUAGUAUCUAUAUACCUUCUUGGGUCGUGCUUCAGUGGUUGUUGGAGAAUUAACUGGGCCGGCCCAGUAAGAGAGUGAGGGUAUUUUUGUCAAUCUAGUAUCAUCGAGUCACUGGAACCGGAAAACCCUAACCCACAAAUCACCCCCCCUAUAUAAACGACGGCUUCCUCCCAUCCUCAGCUGUGCCGCAAUCCUAUCUUUGGCUGCCGCAGCCACCGGAAUCGUCAGGUUUGUUCAUCGAUCGGCCGCCAUGGGAGCACGAUGGUCCAUUUAUCGCCUUUGAUUAAAUUUCUUCUCUGUUUUGUUAUUGGUUUUGGUUUCUUGCUUGAUUGCUUGCGUUUGUCGCUGGAUGGAUCUCGCUGAAGGCUGUGAUGACCAAAAAUACCUACCUAUUUUCUGAAUCCUGACGAUACGAACCAAUGGAUCCUUCUGAGCCUUUCAGGACCUGUCCGAUUUCUCUUCUCUUCUUGCUUUCGGUUUUCUCGCUUUUGUUUCGAAUCUGUUGUCAGCAGUUACUUUUACAAAUCAAAAUAAGGCAGGAUUUUGCCCUGUUGAUGUGAUGAUAAACCUUGACAGAAGCUCGAGUGUUGACCAAAAAUUCAGACUACAAUUAUCUGAUCAACCCCAAAAAUCUUGGCUUUUGAUGUGAUUUGUAUCUAUCUAUUUAGUUUUCAACCGAACGUUGUAGUUUGUUUUCAACCUGAUGAAGAUAACAUGAGGUGCUGUGCAGUGUGAUCCGUGCACAAUAAGCCGAUGCUCUGGAUGAAGAAAACAGGAAGGAAGCAUGGUAGUGUGCACGGAGACGAACAUGGUCUGCAUGUCUGCUCGCCUUGAUGCCCUCGGGCUUUGAUCUUGCGGGCCUGGAU
This is a messenger RNA of Sorghum bicolor (sorghum), 2677 nucleotides long. Its product is annotated as protein indeterminate-domain 2. Gene Ontology annotation, cellular component: nucleus. Bases 253 to 1815 code for a protein of 520 amino acids. Gene Ontology annotation, molecular function: DNA-binding transcription factor activity. The transcript is spliced from 3 exons. NCBI's taxonomy places the organism in Eukaryota, Viridiplantae, Streptophyta, Magnoliopsida, Poales, Poaceae. The record is from RefSeq and is a predicted model, not a curated record.